AUGGCUUACCCCGGGCACCCCGGCCAUCCCGGGCACCCCGGCGCCGGCGGCGGGUACUACCCAGGCGGGUACGGAGGGGCCCCGGGAGGGCCUGCGUUUCCCGGACAGACGCAGGAUCCGCUGUAUGGUUACUUUGCUUCAGUAGCUGGACAGGAUGGACAGAUAGAUGCUGAUGAACUGCAGAGAUGCCUGACAGAGUCUGGCAUUGCUGGAGGCUACAAACCUUUUAACCUGGAGACUUGUCGGCUUAUGGUUUCAAUGCUGGAUAGAGAUCUGUCAGGCACGAUGGGUUUCAGUGAAUUUAAAGAACUCUGGUCUGUGCUGAAUGGCUGGAGACAACAUUUCAUCAGUUUUGACAGCGAUAGGAGUGGAACAGUGGAACCUCAAGAAUUGCAGAAGGCCCUCACAACAAUGGGAUUUCGGUUGAGUCCCCAGGCUGUGAAUUCAAUUGCAAAACGAUACAGCACCAAUGGAAAGAUCGCCUUCGAUGACUACAUCGCCUGCUGCGUCAAGCUGCGUGCUCUGACAGACAGCUUUCGAAGACGGGAUACUGCUCAGCAAGGUGUCGUGAAUUUCCCAUAUGAUGAUUUCAUUCAGUGUGUCAUGAGUAUUUAAACCAAGAGGACGCUGUGUGAACAUCACCGACAUUCCAGCUGGAGCUCUCUUGCUCUUCGCUUGCCUUCAGUAACGCAUGUAAACUUGCUUCGCCACUUUUCCUUAACAGCUGUUGUAAAGGUUUAUUACUUUAUGUACAUCUGAGGUUUUUGUUUUCAGUUUAGAUAAUAAAUUCUUUGGAAUUUUAUUAAUAUAAGAUCAGUUCCAUUACACUGUUUAGAAGUUCCUUGAGCCAUUUGUCAUACGCCUUUUCUUCUUGCUAAACCUGUUUUUAUGUGAACUUUUAAGUGUGCAAAAAUGUCUAAGGCACAUUAUAUACUUUUCACUGUAGGAUACUAAAACCAUGAUGCAGUUGUUGCUAUUCAUCUCCUAGAAGGGCUUUUGCAUGGUCUUGAGAGCUUUAUGUGUGCAGUAUCUUAUCGUGUAAAAUGUUUUAUACCUACUUGGAUGCAAAAAAACCCGUGGUAAUCCAUGUCAGGGUUCACCUUAGUGGAAACUUAGUGCAGCUUUAAGGCUUACAGAUGUUUUGAUGGCCAUAUGAAUGGACGGGAACAGGAGUGAUUAUUCUCUGUCUCUCGAAAACCUAUUAAAUAAUUUGAGUGGCAAAUACUGUCUGUCACCGAGAUCUUCAUCAUCAUCCACGUAGACCUUUGUUAACCAGACUUAAAAACCUUGUACUUUAUGAGCUUAACUAUGUAUAAAAGAAAAAUAACAGAAAAAGACUAAGGGAAUAUACGAAAAUUUUAACUAUAAUUAUUUUGGCUAAUAGAGUUCUAGGUGAUUUAACUUACUUUAUGUGUUUCAGUAUUUUCCAAGUUUUCUAUAAUGUGUGUGCUUUCCUUUUAAAAUCUGAUGUUAAUUUUUUAAAUAUUGAUACUUUCAUUUUGAUAUGCCAUGUGUUCACACUUACAUUAAAAAAUAUACGCAGCAAAAAGAUCUGGAAAUUGUGUACCAGAAUGUUGAUGUGACUGCCACUGGGUGUCAGGAUCAUGAGUUCAUUUUCUUCCUUCCUACUACUUUUCCAAAUGUUCUUUGAUAAGCAAGUAUUACAUUUAUAGUGGAGGGCUUUUUAGAAAAAUUUUGAACCGUGUGCUUUUUUAAGUAAGAUCUGGAUUCUAAUGCUGGCUGUGCCUCUUACUAUAUAGGGUGCCCCCCCCAAA
Miniopterus natalensis is the source of this 1775-nucleotide messenger RNA. It is a transcript of the gene SRI, whose product is annotated as sorcin. Gene Ontology annotation, molecular function: calcium ion binding. Lineage: Eukaryota; Metazoa; Chordata; Mammalia; Chiroptera; Miniopteridae. The record is from RefSeq and is a predicted model, not a curated record.